AUGGCGACAUUAGCGGAGAAGCUUGAGAAGAUCAAGUCUCCCAAGCUGCAGAACCAGCACCACACUGCCGUGGUGCUUUCUGCAGUAGAGGAUACUCUCCGUGACCAAAAGGCCGACUUUUCCGCGACUGCGUAUUUCGCAGCGCUUCUCGCUCUUCUCUCCCAGUCUUUGACCGCCGAACAAGGCAUUGUGAACAAGGAUUUGGCUACAUCCGUCGUGUACUUGCUCGACAUCACCACGAGUUACGUGCCGGCUCCCAUUCUUCGCUCCAAAUUCUCCCAGAUUCUCACCAGCCUCGCCCCGGCCCUGUCACUCCCCGAAGUUGAAGCGCCCCUCCUCCGACCGUCAAUUGGGUGUCUGGAGUCGCUUCUUAUUGCUCAAGAUGCCGCGGCGUGGAACCUACCUCACACUCAGAUCGGGCCGCGUCGUGCGACGGCGGGCCUGCUGAGCCUCUCAGUCGAUCAUCGACCCAAGGUCCGGAAGCGUGCUCAGGAGGCCUUGAUCCAAGUCCUCAAGACCCCCCCUCCCAGCCCAUCACUCGACCACCCUGCCGCAGACAUGUGCGCAGAGUCUGCCAUGAAGACCCUGAGCGACAGCAUCCAGGCCGCUUCCAAGCAGAAGAAGGGAAAGCACGAUGCGAACCGCGAGAACCACGAGCCGCUCAUCAUUCACUCUCUGCAACUGGUCAAGACCAUCGCUACCGCAUCCGGUGGUUGGCCGAGCAAAAAGAUCGAGGCUCUGUGCGAGCUGCUGAUGAAUGCCUCCCGGUCGACCAACGAAUAUAUUACCAUGGGCGCGUUCGAGGUCUUUGAAGUCAUUUUCGAGGGAAUGGCUGAUGAGUUCUCUUCCUCCAAACUGCCCCGCCUUUUGGACGCCAUCUCGGAGCUGAAGCCUGCCCAAAACGACUCACAGCUUCUGCCCCCAUGGAUUGCAGUUCUGUCUCGUGGAUACGACGUUUCUGCACAAAUCAACCCAGAGGAUACAUUCGAUAAGCUACCGAGUCUGUUCGAGUUGAUCUCUGGAUUCUUGGCUUCCCCAUCCCACAAUAUUCGAGUCUCGUCCUCCGAGUGUCUGAUUUCAUUCCUUCACAACUGCAUUCCCGAGAGCGUCAUCUUGGACGCCUCCGUGUAUGACGAGAAGACCCUUGAAAAGCUGGCCGGUAUGACUGGUGAUCUUCUCUCCGUAAAGUACCAAGCCGCUUGGCAGGAGGUGUUCAACGUCUGCUCUGCCAUGUUCGACUGCUUCAAGUGGCGCUCAAAUCCGUUCCUGGUCGACGUGGUCACCACAAUCGGCGAGCUGCGCAGCAAUGAGGCUUUCCACGGAAAGAAGGAGGCUGACAGUGUUCUGGGUGCUGCAAUUGAGGCCAUGGGACCCCAAGCUGUUCUUGAGCUGUUGCCCCUGAACAUCAUUCAGCAGAAGAAUGGCCAGCCCGGUCGCGUCUGGAUGCUGCCGAUUCUUCGUGAUCAUGUCACAAACACCAACCUCGGCCACUUCCGCUCGGAAAUGGUACCUCUCAGUGAGGCUCUUUACCAAAAGAUGAUGGACUACAAGUCCUCGGAGAAGCCCGUGGAGACGAAAAUCUUCGAGACCUUGGUUCAGCAGACUUGGGGCAUUCUCCCCGGUUACUGUGAGCUGCCGCUUGAUCUGAUCGAGGCUUUUGAUCAGUCAUUCGCAGAGCUUUUGUCCAACGUUUUGUACAAGCAGACUGAGCUGCGUGUUGACAUCUGUCGGGCUCUCCAGAAUCUGGUGGAGUCAAACCAGGCUAUUUUGUCUGUGGAGAAGGAGGAGGAUGACCUGAUUCUGCAACGGCGCAUCACCAAGGCCGCCGCCACGAAGAACCUGUCACAUCUGGCCGGAUUCGCCAGCAACCUGCUCGCUGUGCUGUUCAACGUUUACAGCCAGACCCUCCCUCACCACCGUGGUUACAUUUUGCAAUGUAUCAAUGCCUAUCUGAGUAUCACCCCGGAAAAGGAGCUGAAUGAGACCUUCACCCGUGUGACUACGAUGCUCGAAUCAUCCUUGGUGGAGGAGCAGAAUGCGCCCGCCAAGCAGGCCUCAGCUGACAAGAUGCCGCCCACCUCUCACACCUUGAUCGAUCUGGUCAUUGCCAUGUCGAUCUAUUUACCCCGGUCCAGCUUCAGCGGACUCUUCGCCAUGGCCGCAGCUAUUCUUGAUGGUCCAUCUGCUACCCCAGACCAGCAACUAAUCAAGAAGGCAUACAAGUUGAUUCCCCGUCUCGCCUCGACGGAAACCGGUCGUGCCGCUUUGCAAGAGCGCAGCAGCGAGCUGCAGACUCUUUUGCUUGCCACUUCCGAUAAGACUCCCGCAUCUGGCCGACGAGACCGCAUGCUUGCUAUCGACGAGCUCAUCACGAACCUGCCUACGUCGGAUCUUCACUUUAUCCCGUCCAUCCUGUCGGAAGUCGUCCUUGGCUGCAAGGAAAGUAACGAAAAGGCUCGCACGGCUGCCUUUGACCUACUGAUCCAUUUGGCUCGCCGCACGAUCGACCCUGAGCUAAACCCUGCUGGCACUGUGAUCCGCAACUCAUUGGUGCCUCACAUGCCUGAUGACUCGCCCGAUGCCCCGGCCACUAUCGAAGAGUUCUUUACUAUGGUCUCCGCCGGGUUGGCUGGCUCAUCACCCCACAUGGUGGCCGCGUCCGUUACCGCUUUGUCGCGACUCUUCUUUGAGUUCUACAAAGAUCUGCGAUCAGAGGUCGUCUCUGAUUUGGUUCAAACGGUCGAGCUUUUCCUCACCAGCAACAACCGAGAGAUUGUUCGGUCUGUUCUAGGAUUUGUGAAGGUUGCCGUUGUCAUCUUGCCUGAUGAGAUUCUGCGUCCUCGCCUUUCCGCUCUGGUCCCUAACCUGAUGGCUUGGAACAAGGAGCACAAGGGUCGUCUGCGCAGCAAGGUGAAGGGUAUCAUUGAUCGUCUUGUGCGUCGCUUCGGUGCGCCCUUGAUGGAGAACCUUGUCGGCGAGGAGGAUCGCAAGCUUGUUGUCAACAUUCGGAAGCAGCGUGAGCGUAGCAAGCGCAAGAAGAAGGAGGGUGCUGCCGGUGAUGACGAGGACGAGGACGAGAAUGACAAGUCGCGUGGUCCGCAGUCCAGCAAUGCCUUUGACAAGGCAGUCUAUGGCUCGGAUUCGUCCGACUCCGAGGACGAUGACGAUGAUGCGAGCGUCAUCGAUGUCGACACCGAGGGGCAGGCCCGCAUCAAGGGCCGUGGUGCUGGUGGCAAGAAGAAGUCUGCGCAGGGUAGCCAGUACAUUCGUGAGAUGUCCCCCGAAGACAAUCCGCUUGAUUUGCUGGCACCCGACGCUCUUGCGAACAUUUCUACCACCAAACCCAGCCUGCGCUUCUUGAACACCGGCCCCGGAUCCAAGAGGAAGCACGCUGCCAAGUUCGACGCCGAUGGUCGCCUGAUUCUCGGCGACGACAAGGCCGUGGAUGUUGAAAUGAGCGGAACCGCUCAGAGCGGGAGCGGCAUCAAUGCCUACCUGGCUGCUGUCAGUGGGCCCGAUGCUGUUCGCCGCGGCCAGAAGGGUAAGGUCAAGAUGAGCCAGGCCAAGAACCGCGGCGGUGACGAUGCGAUGGAUCUGGACGACGAAGAUGACGCUGCGAUCGGUCAAAAUCUGCGGUCCCGGGGCCAAGGUCAGAACCGUCGUGGCCUCGGUGCUCCCAAGACUCCUGGCGCCUCCCAUGGAGGUCGUAUCGAGAAGCGUCGUAACCCCGGUGGUAUGACUGGCAGAGGAGGACCUCGUCCCGGUCGUGGUGGUGGUCCCGGCCGCGGCGGCUUCUCUAGCCGUGGCGGUGCUGGCCGUGGAGGAGGCGGUGGUCGUGGUGCUGGACGCGGUGCUGGCCGUGGUGGUGGUGGUGGUCGUGGUGGAGGCCGCGGUCAUCGCUAG
This is a messenger RNA of Penicillium oxalicum, 3903 nucleotides long. RefSeq names its product mRNA-binding protein RRP12. The transcript is spliced from 3 exons. The record is from RefSeq and is a predicted model, not a curated record. The coding region runs from base 1 to 3903 and encodes 1300 amino acids. Lineage: Eukaryota; Fungi; Ascomycota; Eurotiomycetes; Eurotiales; Aspergillaceae.